Molecule: messenger RNA, 6112 nt
Organism: Oncorhynchus tshawytscha (Chinook salmon)
Lineage: Eukaryota; Metazoa; Chordata; Actinopteri; Salmoniformes; Salmonidae
Product: serine/threonine-protein kinase PRP4 homolog
Exons: 15
Coding region: 14-2965 (983 amino acids)
Biological process (GO): peptidyl-threonine phosphorylation; mRNA cis splicing, via spliceosome; peptidyl-serine phosphorylation
Molecular function (GO): ATP binding; protein serine/threonine kinase activity
Source: RefSeq, a predicted model, not a curated record
UCCAAAGUUAACAAUGAAAAUGGCUGCUAUGGGUUUCAUACCUGGCGACGGCGAGAGAAAACAAGCGGGAGAGGAUGCAGAGAGCUCAGAGAGGAGUGGCAAUGAAGAGGAAAAUGAGGACCUGUCAUGUGAAGAGGAGGAAGAAGGAAGUGCCGGGAAGGUCGAAGCCGGUUCGUUGAAGCUCCGCGUUGCCGUGAGCUCGGCCCAGACCAAGAAGAAGAAACACAAGCACCGCAGCAAACACAAGCGACAGAAGCACGUCUCCCCAGAGGUCAAGGAGCGGCGCCACGGGCACCGGCACAAGCACAAGAGGCACAAGCGUAAAGACAACCCCUCAACCGAUGUCUUCUCAAACUGUGGCGAUGACGACGCUUCCCUGUACUCCUCCUCUGCCAAGCACCCAAGACUGGAAGAUGAUGAGAUGGCACUUCUGGAGGAGCUGGAGAAACAGAGGGCCCUGAUCCAAGCCGAGCUAGAUGGUGAACUGACUGAGGGGGGCAUGGGGGUACAGUCGGACAUGGGGCUCAUACUCCAGGGCUUCCACUCUGAAGAGGAGGAGGAUGGGGAGCUUCAGGUGGAGAGGGAGCACAAUGGGCAGCACUGGUGUAUAGGGGCAACAGGUCCCGGGUCCGGCUCAGGCUCACAGACCGCUAAGGACACCUGUAGAGGACGGCGAGAGUCGACAGAUGCCGGAAAAGCUAAGCAGAGCAAUCCCAAUAAAAAUGCCAGGAAGAGCAGGACAGACGGGAAGACCAAGGAUCGGAUGAGAGGACGGAGCACGUCCAGGGAUAGAGACGGCAGAAGACAUUCCAGGAGUUCAGUGUGCUUUAGGACUCCUCCUGGCACCAGCAAGCAGCCUUCCCCACCGGCUCAGAGCAGAGGAGCCCAAAACCAGGAGCCCAGCGGCAGCAACCACAAGUCACCCGAGCACUACAAGGCCAGGUGGCCAGAUAAGGAAGGGGACAAGAAGGCGACCAAGUCCCCCGCCAAGGAUGCUUCCUCUGGGAAGGAGAACCGCUCUCCAGGCCUGCGAGGGAGGCCGCCAGGCCCCGCCCUCCAGCUGCAGCGCAGCACGUCCCCAUCACAAUGUCAGAACUCCCUGGAUUCAUCCUCAGGCCCCCAGGCAGCUGAGCGAAGGGCCAUGUCACCGUCACCACCCAGAGGGGGUCACCCACGCUCCCCGGAGAGUCGAAGGAGAGUGAUUGACCGACUGAGACUUCCACCUGGCAGGAUGUGGAGCCAGGAAGAGGCAGGGGUCCGUAGGGACACUAGCCCGGCCCUAGAUGCCCGGCGACGGUUCAGCCGCUCACCUUUCAGGCGGAGAUCGCGCUCUCCCAGGAGAUGCAGCAGGUCACCAUUCAGGAGGAGGUCGUUGGAUCGGUUGGGACGGAGGCUGCGGUGGCGUUCCAGAUCCCAGGAGAGGAGAUGGAGCCGGGACAGAGAGGACAAGUUCAAAGGCAGCCUCUCGGAGGGAAUGAGGGUCGACAAGGAGGACUCUGAAGAUGAAGUGCUGGAAGAUUACGAUGUGGAUGAGGAGGACGAGGAGGCUCUCAUUGAACAGAGGAGGCUACAGCGCCUGGCCAUCGUCCAGAAGUACAAGGGAGGGAACGAGGGUAGUAACAUGUCGGCACCAUCGGAGCCCGGCAGCCCCCAGAGCAGCCUACGCAGCCGCUCGCCGUCGCCAGACGACAUCUUGGAGCGCGUGGCGGCCGAUGUCAAAGAGUAUGAGCGGGAAAACGUGGACACCUUCGAAGAAAACAUUAAGGCAAAGCACAACCUCAUCGAACAGGAAAAAGACGAAGGAACCAACCAGAAAAAAACAUCCGCCCCUGAUAUGUUCACUGAAUCGGAUGACAUGUUCGCCGCCUACGAUAGUGCAAGGCUUCGAGCAGCAGGCAUUGGGAAGGACUUUAAGGAGAACCCCAACCUCCGAGACAACUGGACAGACGCAGAGGGAUACUACCGACUAAAUAUCGGGGAGAUACUGGACAAGCGGUACAGCGUGUACGGCUACACGGGCCAGGGAGUGUUCAGCAACGUCAUCCGCGCCCGAGACUUGGCCCGCGCCAGCCAUGAGGUGGCCAUCAAGAUCAUUCGGAACAACGAGCUCAUGCAGAAGACUGGGCUGAAGGAGCUGGAGUUCCUUAAGAAGCUCAACAAUGCUGACCUGGACGACAAGUUCCACUGUCUGCGGCUCUUCCGACACUUCUACCACAAGCAGCACCUCUGUCUGGUCUUCGAGCCUCUCAGUAUGAACCUGCGCGAGGUACUGAAGAAGUAUGGCAAAGAUGUGGGCCUCCACAUCAAGGCGGUGCGCUCUUACAGCCAGCAGCUCUUUCUGGCCCUGAAGCUGCUGAAACGCUGCAACAUCCUGCACGCCGAUAUCAAACCUGACAACAUCCUGGUCAACGAGUCGAAAACCAUCCUCAAGCUCUGUGACUUUGGUUCAGCGUCACACGUGGCAGAGAAUGACAUCACGCCCUACUUGGUCAGCCGGUUCUACAGGGCGCCGGAGAUUAUCAUCGGGAAGCCUUACGACUAUGGGAUCGACAUGUGGUCCGUUGGCUGCACUCUGUAUGAGCUGUACACGGGCAAGAUACUUUUCCCAGGGAAAACCAACAACCACAUGAUUAAGCUCGCCAUGGACAUCAAGGGCAAGAUGCCCAACAAGAUGAUCAGGAAAGGCGUGUUCAAGGACCAGCACUUUGACCAGAACCUCAACUUCCUGUACACAGAAGUAGAUAAAGUCACUGAAAGGGAGAAGGUGACAGUGAUGAGCACCAUCAACCCCACCAAGGAGCUGCUGGCUGACAUGGUGGGCUGCCAGCGUCUCCCUGAAGACCAGCGCAAGAAGGUUGCCCAGCUCAAGGACCUGCUGGACCUGACCCUUAUGUUGGACCCGGCCAAGAGGAUCAGCAUCAACCAGGCCCUGCAGCACCCCUACAUCCAGGAGAAGAUCUUCUGAGCAUCUCUUACUGUACCACUCACAGUCAUGCAUUGAUUGAUUGACACAUCCAGAAGCUAGUACUGAGUCCCUAGUUUGACUAUGGUUGGACCCCACCCCAGCCCAAGAAAUUGAUUUAUUUGAGCUGGCAGACUCUGCUGAUGGAGAGGAAGUAGUAUUAUCUUUCUUCCCCUGUUUGAACAACACACACAUGCUCUCCUGUUUUACAUUGAUCUAAGGACUUGUAUUAUAUAACCAUAGUAGGGGUGUGAACGUUUAUAUGUUUAAUCGAAAUUGAAUCCUUAACGUUAAGGAGAAAAAUGAAACUGUGGUUUUUUUUUUCUACAAAAUUUAAAUCCCAGUGCAGUUAUCACAAAACUACCACUAACAGGUCCUGAUCAUCAUAAAGGGAAUAGGCCUACCUAACACAACAAUGCUGUAACGUUAGUAAGAGGGGAUAUGCAUCCGCACGUCAUCGUCGUUAACAGUUUGAAAAAAAGUGCUUAUUACAGUUGGUAUGCAUCUGUUUUCAAUGGACUAUUUGAGUUGUGAGGUCAUUUGUUAAAUGAAGAACUGCAAACGCCAUUUGAGCCUCGACUCACGCUACUGAAACGGGUGCGUCUUUCUCAUAAAUUUCACAGUUUACUCCCAUUUCAACAGGGUGUUAUUCCUUUUAUAAUGGUAGUUGAGACAUAUAGUUAACAGCAUUAGAAAGCUAAAAUUAUUCCCUUUUUAACCAACCUGUAUUUAGUGGGAUUUCUUUUGCCCUGUGUUUUAUUUGUGAGCUUAAACUUGGUGGCAGGCUUUUGUUAAUCAUGAAAUAAAGUAGACCCCUAGACUAUUGAAUACACAAUUUGCCUUCAUCAAAAUAAUGUUUUUGUUUCAUAUUUUAUUAUGGAACCUGCCUAGGUUUAGGGGGGGUUGUAACCUAUUCUAAAUGGAACACUAUAGCAGUUCACAAAAAAAGCCUAAAAUAGCACUGCAGUUAUUCCAAAUCUGCAGCGCGUGGCUGGAACACAUUUCCCUACGUUAAUCAACCAGUCCAUUUUGAAUUUGUGAUAAAACUGUCGUGAUUCGGCAAGGAAUGUAGUUUGUCUACAGUUUUGUUUGUGUAUCCCAUCAGUUCGAUACAUUUUUAUAGGCAUUAAUACUAUGAAAUUGUGAAAAUUAUGAUAAUGCCCAUUUAGUGUAAGAGCUGUUUGAGAAGACAGCCUGAAAUUUCAACCUGUUUUGGUGAGAUGAAGUUUUGGCCUGCCUGGUGACAUCACUGGGCGGGAAAUUAGUUAAGACCAAUAAGAAAAAGUUCCAAACCUCUCUUUCAAUAACGGUUCAUUUUCAGUUUCUCUUCCCCACUAAGAGCACUCCCAGACAGUCCUAGCAAAAUUCUUGCUUGUGAAAUUGCUGUUAGCUAAGAAGCUAUUUUUGUUUCUUUUUGACCAUUUUAAUUGAAAACAUUCACGGUAAGGUACUUAAUUGUUACCCAGAAAUGAUUUGAUAUUGAGAUAAAAAUGGCUGUAUUAGACCUUUAAGGCCUAAUGGGAGCUUGGGUGCGCAUCGGAUCGUAAUUUCACCUGCAGAAGCCUAUUCCAGAUGCCACCAACUGUAAGCCCACGGUAAAACUUCAUUUCCCCCUAGCGGUCAUACCAUGCAAUAUGAUUUGACAUGGAAUUUUGUUAAAUGUUCUUAUCGUUUUAACGGGGGGGAAAACUUUUUUUAAAUGGCAGUUUGAACAUUAAGAAAUAUUUUCCAUUUGUCACAUCCCUAAACCAUAGUAGGGCUCCAAGCAGAAUGCCUGCUUUACAACAUAUUUUCCAUCUCCGCCUACCUGCAAGUCAGAUAAAAAGCUUAUAAUGACGCAUAACUAUCUCAUGGACAGUAAGGCAUUCAUAAAGAGUUUGAGAUACAUCCACUUGGAUUUUCAGUUUUUGAUUGGCCCCUUGCAGGUGACUGAAGGUGGAUGAUAUUGUAGCUGUAAAAACAUAAUUCUGAUUGUUGGGGUUUACUGUCAUUCAUGAGUUGCCAAGGCUGUGACGAGCAGGGAGGGGGUCCAGAUAAUGAUCACAGUUAUUUAACUUGGGCUUUGUUUGAUUGGUCGCAACCCAAUUGUUCGUAACCCAAUGCCCUAAACCUUUUGCAUGGGAUGUUUGUACAGUCUGUAGAAGGUGAAGUCUUGCAGACUUGGCAGCUCCUUUGACUUACUAUUAUUCUGUGCGGUUAUUACCUGUCAUGCCCUGUGUUGUGUUGUGUUGUUGGUGCAGGGCCAGUGUAAAUGCUAUUUAUAUCUACGUCUCCCCCAGGUAUUGAAAAUCCAGAGUGCUCCCCCACCCACCCCGUCCCCCACCCUGGUGUCUGUGCAGGCUCUGGUCCGCAUGCCCGUUCUGCCGCUGCCUGUAGGUCUGUCAGUGCUGAAAACCCAAACGGUUGGGGGUCCUUGGGUCCUACUUGAGCCCACCUGCAGGGAUGGCCCCUCAUGUUUAAAGCAGAUUGUAUACCACUUUCAGUACAUUGAAGGUAAGCUAUCCCCCCUCUUCCAAAAAACAAAACCCAUCAACUUCACCUGGUUAUUACCUCGUAUGUUUAUUUAUUUUUUAAAUAUAUUUUAAUAUUGUACACAUUGUUUUAGCCAGAUGCCCCCAUAGACAUGGUUUACAUGUUGUUUAAAAAUAUGUCAAAGACAAACUGGAUAAAAGUAAACUUAAUCAAGUCACGCACCCAAAUUGUGGAGAGGAAGUUGGGUCUGGUAUGGGGGGGCUGCAUCCAACAAGCUAUGAUGGACAAGAGCACCUUCAGUGUACUUAUCUUAAUGGAACAGCUCAGAAUUUCUUGCUCUCCUGUAACGAAUACCUUUUUGUUUUUCAUGUGUUCCCUUGAUACAAUGUUAGAAACUGCAUGUGAGGAUAGCAGACUUGCUAUGUAUUCAAACUCAUGUGUUGCAAUUAUUUUAGGCAUGUUCCUCUAAAAAAAGAAGGAUAUUUAAGUGUUUUGUUUCCCUCUAUCAUUGGUUUUCAUGUUUUGUAUGACCAUGUUGUCUUUUGAUACAGGGAUAUUUCUUCUCUGAGCUUUGAGUCUGCUUGUUAUGAGCGGUAAUUGCCUCUACUUUAUUUUGUGUUAUAUAUUUUAAUGUUCUUAUAGGAGCAAAACAGAAAUAAAAGAGCCCACACAUGUGUA